AUGAACGUUGAUAAUCCUUUUGCAGAUGAUUUGAGCUCACUCGAUGCUCUUAUGGCAGAAUUCGCCGCUGGAAAGGGAAGCAGGUCCAUUGGGGCAUCUCCUGCUGUACCAACACUCUCCACAGCUACCGUCACUAUCCCAACUACUACUAAUAUUACUAAUACUACUACUAAUACUAUUCCAACAAUUGCCGGUGCCCCGUUUGCGGGAAUGGAGGGACGUCGAGGCAGACGUAAUGUACUGCCAAUGAAAGAUUCAGCACAACAACAACAACAACAACAGCCAUUUGCAACAAGAGGAACUGCAAUGCCAAAAACGACGACAGUGGUAGAAGAUGAACCCAUGCCGUGGGAAAUAGACGAUGAGCCAUCGCCCAAUACACGAGAGCAAACACCUGCAACUGCACGCUCUGCACUUCCAAAGCCUAAUCCUAAUAUGAGAGUUCAACAAGAGACCGUUGCAGUGGAUGAUAACAACAAUAGUGAUGAUGAUCCACUUGGUUUUCUUGAAGGUCCAGUCUCCUCCAGGCGAACUGCGGCGACAGGAGAGAGAGGAAAUGGUGAUGUUAUUACUACUGCUGAUGCCAAUACGGUUUCUUCUUCUUCUUUACAAAACGUAAAGAGUGAGGAGGAGAAACGUCGGGCGGAGUACCGUGAUCUUUUAUCUUCCAUGGAUGCUGUUGAAAUGGAAAUUACACAGAUGCAAAAUACAUUAGAUACACUUCAAAUCAAGUCAGAUACGGAACUAACUGAGAUGGAAACGAAAAUAAUAGAAAAACAGAUGGAGUUUGCAAAACAAGAAGAGAAUAUAAUGGCUGAACAAGAGAAAUACGACGCCCAUCACCAGAGACGAAUACAAGAGGUACGAGACCGAACUGCAGAUCUCUUGAAACAACAGGAGGAGGUAGUGGGAGCUGCAGAGAAGGAACGGUACAAGGCACAGUUGAAAAGUCUAACUGCGGAAGCAGAAGAAAAAGAGAAUAUAAUAGAAGAAUUGUUGCAGCAACGUGAGUUACUGCUACAAAACCAUAGAUAUGAUGAGAAGGGAAUUUUUAUUGCUUUAGAAGAAGAAGAAGAAGAAAAAAAAGAAAAAGAAGAAACUAUUGCUGCUGCUACUGAUAAUAAUAAUGAUGAAGAAAAUAAAAGCACUGGUGAGGGUAGUGUUGUUAAUGGUCUUAGUAGUGUAGAAAGGAAAAUGAAUGCUGCACUUCGUAUUCUACGUCAACAUCAUAAUGAACGACUAGACUCACUUACAAAUGGAGUAGUAGAGUUUAUUCAUCAAGAGACAAGGGAAGUUGCACAGGAAACACGCAAGAAACGAGAAGUAACAUACAUGCAGGAUAUUUUAUCACGUAAAGAAGAACUUGCUGAGUUCAUGCAAGAAUUCUUACAGCGGUAUCGCGAUUUCUUCCAGUAUCGUGCAGAAGAAAAAAUACGUAACAUGACAACUGUGCGUGAAGGACUACAAAAGGCCACAGCACAGUUGCGUUUAUGUGCUAAAAAACGAUUGGAAACACGAGUAAAAGAUGUUGCAACGAAACUAGAAGAGUCUGCUCGGCGAUUUGAGAAACUCGCAACAGAAUCAUUUGAGUAUGUGCGACGCAAAGCAGCCGCAGUCUCUGAUAGUGAUGAAACCACCGCCCAGAGUCAACGUGCAGACUUGGAGAAUCGUUGUCAGGUGGAACAAGCCGUAUUAGAGAAACUGCAGCGGGCUGAAGUGGAGACAUUGCAAGAACAACUAGAGCGAUUGCGGCGAUUAAGUGAACGGGAUCGUAGUGAAAACAUUACACACGAACACGAUAGAGUGAAAGCUUUAUGUAUUGCAAAGGCAGAAUCUUGUACCUGCGUUGUGCGAGAAUUGGAGUCUGCAGUUCAGCAGCAGACACGACAGCAGAUGGCGAGAAAUAAGGCACUUCGUGUGGAGGGUGAAGGACAUCUCUUUCUCAACAACGAGGAACUCGCUCUGCGUAUGGCUGUACAGGAGAAGGAGGCUGCCGUCAACACACUUUUAGAGGAUGUGCGGAAACACCAACAGGAACUGUUUGUCACUCGUCAACGCUGUAAUGAGUUACACGCCGUUAUAUUAAAUAAAUUACAGGAAGAAGUUCAAACCGUACGACAACAGCGACUCGCACAGGAAUCACAUUUUGCAAGUGUGGAGCUUCUUCGUACCGCAUGGGGGCGAGAACAGCAAGAACUACUGCAUUGGGGAUUAGAAAUACCGCAGAUUGAUGAUAUUUCUACUACUACUACUAAUAAUAAUAGUGAUGGUGGGAACACUGUUAAUGUUGAGAGUGCACGUGCUCAUAUACCAAUAGCCACUGCUGUAGUAAAUACGAUGGAUCUUAUCGCAGAACGCAGUCAUUCACUUGUAGAGCAUCGUACACAAAUGAGAGAGCAGUGGCGUCAUCUCCAUUACUUGAUGGAAAAAGAAUACAACAACGUUUUAGCGGAGCGACGCGAAACUGAAUUAUGUUGGGUACAUCUGGUAGAAUCCUUACUGCAGUUGUUAACAGAGCAAGAGGCAGCAGGAGCGCAAGAGUGUGAAGUGACUCAAGAAAUUGCAAAACUGGAGGCGGCAAAGGAACUUCUUAAUCAUGAUAAGGAAUUGUUUUGUCGUCGUCGUGCAGAACUGGAGGAGGAUACUAUACAUCUUAAGAAGGAACUGGAAGCGAUACUCUCAGAAAGAGCUAAACAAACGGAGUUACAUCAGAAACUUGCCAAGGAGCAGAAUACACUAUUGCAGCAGCAACAACGUCUGAAUGUUGAAUCCCCUGGUUUACCCUAUUCUCUUGUUACUAACAAUGCUACUGACAAUGUGGAUAAUACUAAUAAUGCGGUGACUGUGGAUGAUGCGGAGCGGUAUGUGGUUUCCCCUCCUCAGCACGAGAAGACUGCAUCGCAUUGUUCUGUUAGCAGACUCCAGGAUGAGACGGGUAGCGAUAAUGUACUUCCCUCAUCAGAAAAACAACAACAACGAAGGAUGGAGAUAAGAAGACCCACACUUCCUCCCAAUGUGAUUUCAAAUAGUCCUAUAACAGGUACAUACACCAACUCACCUUUUAGAGACUCUACAAGUGAGAUAAAAUCCAAUGCGUAA
Trypanosoma theileri is the source of this 3099-nucleotide messenger RNA. RefSeq lists its product as uncharacterized. NCBI's taxonomy places the organism in Eukaryota, Euglenozoa, Kinetoplastea, Trypanosomatida, Trypanosomatidae. The coding region runs from base 1 to 3099 and encodes 1032 amino acids. The transcript has a single exon. The record is from RefSeq and is a predicted model, not a curated record.